AUGUCCUUUGGCCCCCCAUAUCCUCCCUGGACAGCCGUGAUAGGAGGCUUUCCCAACGUCCAGGUCGAUGUCCCAAUCUGCACCAUCUUCGCUGUCCUAUAUGCCGUUGCUGGCUCGUCCCAUUUCUUCCUGUUCCUCUACAACCUGCGGAGACACCACAUAUUCAUCCCUUCCAAUGCUGUGGCAGGAUUCUGCUUGCUGAGAUUCAUCACCAACAUCCUCCGUCUCGUCUGCGUGAAGGAGAAGACCAAUAUCUCUCUGGCUCUGACGGCUCAGAUAUUUCUCGCGGCGGGCAUCAUCGUCUUGUACAUCAUCAAUCUGAUCUUUGCUCAGCGUAUCCUGCGUGCCUCGCACCCGAGACUAGGCUGGUGUACCCCGCUGAGCAUCCUGUUCAAGAUCAUAUACGCACUGUCCUUUCUGACGGUUGUUAUGGUCAUCACGGCUAUUGUCCAGUCAUUCUAUACACUGGACCAGAACACGAGACGUAUCGACCGCGACAUCCAAUUAUAUGGUGCAACUUAUUUCCUGACCGUCUCGUUCCUGCCGCUAGUCCUCGGCUCAUAUGUCGUGAUCAUGGCUCUCAUGCGGGACAGCUGCAGUCUAUACAGUGAGAAUAAUAUCGACCAGUUCGGUGCGGGGAGCUUUCGAGCAAAACUGAUCAUAGUCCUCUUCUCGGGUUGCUUGCUCUGCCUCUCUGCGUCGUUCCGGGCUGGAACACUCUGGAAGAAACCACGGGAGGUAUUUGAUCCGGCUUGGUAUUCUAAGAAGCCGGCGUUCUAUUGUUUUUAUUUCGUGAUCGAGAUCAUCGUGGUGUACUUUUAUCUGGCCGUGAGAGUGGACAAGCGGUUCCAUAUUCCGUCGGGUUCUUCCAAGGCGAGGCAUUACCGUGGCGUGGGGAAGGGGUCUUCUGUGUCUAUGUCGGAUGCCAGGGAGACUGAGCGUAUGAGUGAAGAGAUCAUCGAAGAGGUUGGACAAGAAGAUCGGAAGCAGAAGGGCGAGGAAGUCAGCGGUGAUGUUGAGGUUAAAGAGAAUCGCUCAUCCGGCGUUUCUGUUUAAGGUAUAGGUGUAUGAGAUCUAAUUAAGGCAAAUCUUUAUAGAAGCAGCUGUAUAUAUCUACUCUCUAGGCAAAUCCAUAACCUAUAAACAUGAGAGCUC
Molecule: messenger RNA, 1155 nt
Organism: Monascus purpureus
Lineage: Eukaryota; Fungi; Ascomycota; Eurotiomycetes; Eurotiales; Aspergillaceae
Source: the annotation of a GenBank genome assembly